AUGAGAAAUCCGCAUCCUGGAUCCUUUGAGAAUCGGUCCUUUGGUGGUUUCCCUGCAGAUUCACGUCAUCUUCACGCAAAUGCCCCUCUUCUCUUCCUCGCCCAAGACUUCCUCCGUCUCGAGUCGCAGCGAGAUAACCGUUAUCCACCAGUGAGCGGAUGCAUCAAUAUAUUGAGGAUGUCGAAGCAGGCAAUGAUAAACCCCUCGCUUGAAUCCCUCGCCUCACCUUCCACCCUUCCCACCACCCGAUAUAGCCCUUCUCCAGUCGUUCCCACCAAAAACUCUGAACCUGGGAGGCAGUUUUCUGUCAUGUCAGACGACUCCAUCUGUGGCGCUGGUAACAUUUCGGUAUCAGGAUGUCUUGGUGACAAUGUCACUCUGUUCCCAGCCUCAACCCCACUGUGUAUACUUCCGCGCGCUUCGCAACCUCACUUCCCCGACCCUGGACCUGGUCUCUAA
Messenger RNA from Parastagonospora nodorum SN15, 459 nucleotides. RefSeq lists its product as hypothetical. NCBI's taxonomy places the organism in Eukaryota, Fungi, Ascomycota, Dothideomycetes, Pleosporales, Phaeosphaeriaceae. The transcript has 2 exons. The record is from RefSeq and is a predicted model, not a curated record. The coding region runs from base 1 to 459 and encodes 152 amino acids.